AUGGAUUAUGAAAUUAUCGAUUAAAUUGGAAAAGGAAGUUAUGGAGUGAUUUACAAAGUGAAAAUUAGAUCUCAGAUUUAAGUGCUUAAGGAAAUAUCUUUGAAGAAUCUGUCUCUGAAAUAAUAGAAUGAGGCUUAUCGAGAAGCUCAAAUAAUGCAUACAUUGAAUCAUCCGAAUAUAGUGUCUUACUAUAACUCCUAAUUGAGAAAGGAUAAGUUGAAUAUCUUUAUGGAAUAUUGCGAAGAUGACCUCCACAAUUAUAUCUGUCGGAACCCAUCUCCAGCUGAGAACCAAGUGUGGCAAUGGACCAUACAAUUGUUAGAAGGUCUUGAGUAUUUACAUUCACAGAAGAUAGUGCAUAGAGAUAUUAAACCUAAUAAUAUUUUGAUGAAAAGCAACAUAUUGAAGAUUAGUGAUUUGGGAGAGUCUAAAAGUUUGAUCUCUACUCAAUAACUUUCAACAACAAAAGUUGGAACUCCUCUGUAUUUGGCACCUGAAUUAAUUCGAAAUCGACCCUAUGAUAGUAAGAUUGACAUUUGGGCAUUGGGAUGUGUCAUUUAUUUUAUUUGUCAAGGAGAUCCACCCUUUGGAGGAAGCAAUAUAAUUUCUUUGGGAUACAACAUCGUAAAUAAGUCACCUAAACCAAUUAACAGUAAAUACUCAAGAAGAUUGCAGAGUCUGAUUUUUAAAUUGUUGAAUAAAGUGCCUGAAUUCAGACCAACUGCUGCUCAAGCAUUGCAAUAAAUACGGGAUGAUAAUGAUAUGAAGUCGAGACCUUAAUUCUAGAAGAUCUUCUCUGUUCACUCCCAAUAGGAUAUAACAAGAGGGGAUGAUCUGAAGGAGCAAAAUAAGACUGUUUAGAUGAUCCAGAGUAGAAGAUUGGAACGAAUAAUACAGUAAUAGAAGGAGGCUUAAUAAAGGUUGUGUGAGGCUGAUAAAUUUAGCAAAAUAAUACUUUUAAAUAGAAUUAUAAAACAUUAAUCAGAACAUUAUGUACAAUGA
Molecule: messenger RNA, 1002 nt
Organism: Paramecium octaurelia
Lineage: Eukaryota; Ciliophora; Oligohymenophorea; Peniculida; Parameciidae
Source: the annotation of a GenBank genome assembly